Molecule: messenger RNA, 411 nt
Organism: Musa acuminata AAA Group (dessert banana)
Lineage: Eukaryota; Viridiplantae; Streptophyta; Magnoliopsida; Zingiberales; Musaceae
Product: histone H3.3-like
Exons: 2
Coding region: 1-411 (136 amino acids)
Cellular component (GO): nucleosome; nucleus
Molecular function (GO): protein heterodimerization activity; DNA binding; structural constituent of chromatin
Source: RefSeq, a predicted model, not a curated record
AUGGCUCGCACGAAGCAGACCGCGCGCAAGUCCACCGGCGGCAAGGCUCCCCGCAAGCAACUCGCCACCAAGGCGGCGAGGAAGACGAUGCCCCUGGCCGGCGGGGUGAAGAAGCCGCACCGGUUCCGGCCUGGGACGGUGGCGCUGCGAGAGAUACGCAAGUACCAGAAGAGCACGGACCUCCUCAUCCGUAAACUGCCGUUCCAGCGGCUGGUGCGGGAGGUGGCGCAGGACUUCAAGACGGACCUCCGGUUCCAGAGCCACGCCGUCCUGGCCCUGCAGGAGGCCGCAGAGGCUUACCUCGUCGGACUCUUCGAGGACGUCAACCUCUGCGCCAUCCACGCCAAGCGCGUCACCAUCAUGCCCAAGGAUGUCCAACUUGCCCGCCGCAUCCGCGGUGAGCGCGUCUAA